UGGGAGAUAAAACAAAGAAAAUUUUACAUGUUCCGUAUAGAGAUUCUAAACUCACCAGAUUACUUCAGGACUCAUUAGGCGGUAAUAGUCAGACAAUUAUGAUUGCAUGCAUAUCACCCAGUGAUUGCGAUUUUAUGGAAACUUUAAAUACUCUAAAGUAUGCAAAUAGAGCCAGGAACAUUAAAAAUAAAGUACAAGUAAACCAGGAUCAAAAUUCCCGCACAAUUUCCCAGUUACGCAGAGAAGUGGCGUCACUUCAAUUAGAGCUUUUAGAAAUAAAGCAAUAAAAGGAUCGAUUACACCAUCCGACACUCAAUAUUAGACACGAACCAGAUGAUAUGUAUAAAUCUAAAACUAGAUCAAAAUCUCAAAGUACAUUUUUAAAAAAUUAUUUCAAAUACUUCUGUAUUCUUGAAAUUCAACAAAUAAACACAUAUUAAUU
Lucilia cuprina (Australian sheep blowfly) is the source of this 442-nucleotide messenger RNA. RefSeq names its product kinesin-like protein KIF21B. Lineage: Eukaryota; Metazoa; Arthropoda; Insecta; Diptera; Calliphoridae. The transcript has 2 exons. Gene Ontology annotation, molecular function: microtubule binding; ATP binding; microtubule motor activity. Gene Ontology annotation, biological process: microtubule-based movement; mitotic spindle organization. The record is from RefSeq and is a predicted model, not a curated record. Bases 99 to 287 code for a protein of 62 amino acids.